UCUAAUUAACCGUAUAUUUAAACAGAUUCUGUUAUGCUAGCAACAUAAAAUUCAUGACGUAAUAGUUAUUUCUUUUGGACAGUAUUUAAAACCCCGGAACAGGUUCUACACGAACUUAUUACGUUCAAAAUGAAAAUUUCGAUCUUCAUCGCCUUGCUUAUGUUCUGCGCUUCGAAUGCAACUGAAGACGAAAAAAUGGUGAAAUUACGCAGUCAUAUACGACUAUGCUGUGAGAAAUCAACAGAUAAUGCACAGUUUCAUGAGGAAUAUGUAACUUGCUUGAAUACUUUGGAUGACAAGAAGAAAACGAAGUUCGAUGAAAUGUGUGAAAACAGAUUAAAGAGUGAUUGUCCGCUUAAAUACAAAGAUUGCGAAAAAAAUGGUAUUGUUAUUGAAAAAAAGAUAUUGUAUAUAUUAUUCAGUGAAUUGUCAGAACAGUAUUCAAUAGCUGCGAAGAAGGGUAAAGAUGCAACGAACCAGUAUCUGAUGGAAAUAGGUGCUAUUAAGGAAAACGAACAAUUAAACGAUACCUGCGAUGCUUCCAUCUCUGCUGGGUUGUUUGAGAUUUUAGCAGAAGAUAAACCAAAUUGUACAAAUUGGUCUGUUCAUGAUAAAUGACAUACUUUCGUCUAUAUUGAAUUGAAUGGGAUAGAGG
This is a messenger RNA of Centruroides sculpturatus (bark scorpion), 655 nucleotides long. RefSeq lists its product as uncharacterized. NCBI's taxonomy places the organism in Eukaryota, Metazoa, Arthropoda, Arachnida, Scorpiones, Buthidae. The record is from RefSeq and is a predicted model, not a curated record. The transcript has 14 exons. The coding region runs from base 130 to 618 and encodes 162 amino acids.